Molecule: messenger RNA, 3239 nt
Organism: Homarus americanus (American lobster)
Lineage: Eukaryota; Metazoa; Arthropoda; Malacostraca; Decapoda; Nephropidae
Exons: 8
Coding region: 195-1388 (397 amino acids)
Biological process (GO): proteolysis
Molecular function (GO): metalloexopeptidase activity
Source: RefSeq, a predicted model, not a curated record
AGUCUCCCUCAUUGAGAUUGAGUCAGUAUCAAGCAGAACGCCGCUGAGGAAGGAUCACAGUCAACAGUGGUUCAUUACUGUCAUUUACCAACAGUGAACAAGGAAAGGUGUGGCCUGUGUGUGUGUGAGGAAGACAGUAGCUGAGGAGUCAACACAGGAGCCGUCACGUACGCUGGUUGUAAAGGAGCAACAUUAUGGCUGUUGGUGUCAACUACUGCUGCACCGUACUCCUUAUACUAGGUAUGGCCACCAUUUGCCUGACGCAGAAGACACACCUGAAGUAUCACCUGCAACACUUGACGGGCGAGCGUCACCCCGCCUCCCCGGACACCCAGCAGCUGUUGGAGGCCCGCUCCUACAUCAAGGACCAGUUCCGACAGUAUGACCUCGAGUUGGUCAUCAACCACUUCAACACAACUGUCGUCAUCAAAGGCCAGGAAAAAACGAUUACGGGUGAAAAUAUAGUGGGCGUGGCCAGAGGAGACGCAGACGAUAGUGUGCUUGUGGUGGGAGCGGACUACGACACCACCCCCCAGCAGUCACCUCUCGAGAACAAUGGGGGCGGUGUGGCCACCAUGCUGGAGGUGGCCAGGAUGUACAUGAACAGCACCGGACCAGGGCGAGAGCUUAAACGACGUGGUACAGUGCUCUUUGUCGCCUUCGAUCUCAAUACCAUAGAAUAUGCAGCAGCUCAGCCCGACGAGCGCUACGGCCGCCCUGGAGCCUACUACUUCCUGCACCAGUGGUUGUGGCCCUUCCUCAACCAAUCCUCACAGAAGUUUGUAGGGGCCAUCAUCCUCGACUCCAUCACGAAAUUCAACACAAAGAAAAUGUCCCAGUAUCUUCCAUCUGGAUUUGAGAAAACCUUCCCGGCUGCACACGAACGCAUAGCUUCGAUGGGUAACAGGGGGGACUUCCUAGCCAUGUAUACCAGAACAAGCCGCACCAGCCAUCAUCUCACCUCCGUCAUCACCGCCAGCUAUAAUGAGGGUUCCACCAAGGCCAGUCCACCGAGGCUUCAAGAGCUGCCAGUGGUCAGCGGAGCGCCCGCCAACUCCGACACCUUAAGCAUGUUCAACCAUCAGGCACACUUCCACUUCUGGACCUUCCAACCCUCGGCAGAACCUUUGCCGCUAACAGCCGUCCUCCUCACAGACACCGAUAUAUAUAGGGGAUCUGGGGAAGUGUGUGGGCCACCGUGUUCAGCCAAGGAGUUCCUCACACCCAGCCGUCAACUCGUUCUCUCCCAUAUCGCGUCAACCCUUACCAACACACUACUCCAACUGCAGACUGAACAAGGCAUUAGUGAUGGCAGCACAGGUGUGGCUCUGGUGCCCACCCUGGCCCUCACCUCCUCCUUGGUGGCACUCAUGCGGCUCCUACACUAACCUCACACCUCCACGCUGCUGCACAUAACUCCUGCGUACUAUAGGCCAGGUUACCUCUAGUCCAGGUCACCUCCAGGCCAGGUCACCUCCAGUGGGCCCUCCAGGUAUCAAGUGUGUGUGUACUGUAUACCAAGAAAAACAUGACCCACCCGUUCCACUAAGGCACACUGGUUAUGGGACAGUACCUCGCGUCGUUUAGUGACACAUGAGAACACGUCGCUCGUACUGUGUGUGUGUGUGAUCACCGGAAGCAAAGUUCAAGUUUUCUACACAACAAUGACUGGGACACACACACACACGGUGAUCCUGAUGAUAUUGUUGCAACCUCUCAUCACUGUCUCUUCUCAAUAGUUCAUGUGAAAUGCAUUGUUCUCAAAAUAGAAUACAGUAAGGAUUCGUAUUAUUAUUAUUGUUGUUUUUAUUAUUAUUGUUAUAUUAUUGUUAUUAUCAUCAUCAUUAUUAUUAUUAGUAGUAGUAUGUAUUUUCAGGAUACUGUAUAUCUCAUGCCAUAUUCACCACCCUUAUAUCAUAGCUUAAAUGAAUCAAUUUAGAGAUUUUCUUACACAUCAACACGAAGGAAAACUCGCCUCAUUAACCUCUGGGUAUACCUGGCCUGUGUUCGAGCUCCGAUCCCACGUGCAUGAGACGUCUCGAGGACUCGCACUCAGUACUGAAGCAACAUUUCGAAGCCUCAGUUCACCAGCUGAUUGUGUGAUCGGUGUUUAAGCUCCCCAUAAAUAAAAACAAGGUUGUGUUGUGUUACUUGACCACCUCCUUCACCGAUCGCGCAAGAAAUACUAUAAAGACAACGCUGGCACAAGGCUGGCGAACGUAAGUCUGGUGUUUACGGUCUUUAGUCGGUGGAUUGUGAGGGAUUUGCCAGAUGCUGUUGUGUUGUGUCAAGACUGUGUUGAUGUACUGUAGUGAUGGAGAGUGUCAGAAGACUUGUGUUACUCCUGACUCUAAAAUUAUAAUCAUCGCUCAACAUAAGAAUACUAAUAUCAACACAAGCUGGUGUACAGUCGUGAACAGAAGUCCUGUCGCCCCUUGUGCUGUUCCGCGAAUCAAGAGAUUCAGACUCAUGAACCCGAAGCAGUAGAUACUGGUGCAUUAUUCUGCCCAUAAAUGCUUCGGAUUCAUGAGUCUGAAUCUCAGGGUUCGUGGAGCAGCAGAAGGGGCGACAGGACUUCUGUUCACGAGUGUACCUAUAGUGCAAUAAUGUUUAAGGAGUUUUAUUUCGUGCUGAAGGAAUAUAUAAAUCCUCUCAGAGUAAAGAUAAUAUAUGAAUUUUAUAUUAGAUGCCAAAGGAUGUAGGUGUUAAGGUGUGUAUCUGUCACCUUGCUUAUAUAUUUACCAUGUUUUAAUGUCUUAUAUUUUAUGUGUUGAGUUUAUAUGAAAGAUGUAUAUGUUUGUACGCUAGUCUCUCUCUCUCUCUCUCUCUCUCUCUCUCUCCUUCCUUCAAAACAUGAUGCUCACAGCUGAUCUCUCAAUUGCCAGGAUAAGCUUAGGGUGUCUGAAAAAAUGUACAGAUUUUUCGCGGAGGUGACAAAAAAAAAUAUGUUGUUUGUUUACAUAUUUCUUUUUUUUUUUUUAGAUACCUUACAAUAGUGUUUCUCUCCAAUGACGUCACAGUAAAAUGUUCUUCCUUCGUGUUCUUUGUUCGUAUCUGUUCUUCAUUAGUAUUACAUUUAUUUGUUGUUGUUCAUUCUGGAAAACUUAUUAGUAAGUAAUUUUGUACAGCAGAAAAUAUGUAUAAUAGUCUUUUAAGUUAUGUUAAUUAAACGCCAUAACGUAUUUUAUUUGUACAUUUUAUUAAUUAAAGUCAUUAGUACACAGGUAAUUACAAGGUGA